This is a messenger RNA of Asparagus officinalis (garden asparagus), 2800 nucleotides long. RefSeq names its product gamma-tubulin complex component 4. Gene Ontology annotation, biological process: meiotic cell cycle; cytoplasmic microtubule organization; spindle assembly. The record is from RefSeq and is a predicted model, not a curated record. NCBI's taxonomy places the organism in Eukaryota, Viridiplantae, Streptophyta, Magnoliopsida, Asparagales, Asparagaceae. The transcript has 16 exons. Gene Ontology annotation, molecular function: gamma-tubulin binding; microtubule minus-end binding. Gene Ontology annotation, cellular component: gamma-tubulin complex; equatorial microtubule organizing center; centrosome. Bases 178 to 2415 code for a protein of 745 amino acids.
AUACUUUAAAAAAAGCGCAACGGGCCUCAGCCGGGGCCGAUACCCGGCUCCACCACCCCUCGACGCGCCUCCUCUCCUCUCCGCACAGUCCACUAAUUUAAAACCACGAUCGACCGGCGGCCCUUUCGCCUAAUCAAAAAAAUCGCGAGCAAAAUCGAGCUCGAGCUCGACACCGAAAUGCUACACGAAUUAUUACUCGCCCUUUUGGGUUACACUGGGGACUUCGUGAUCGACGCCAGGGAGCAAUCCAAAACCCUAGGCAUCUCCGAUCAUCAAAUCGACGCCGACGAGCCCUCCUUCAAGCUCGCCGUGGAUGUCUCCUUCGUCCAGCCAUCAGAAAGGAGCGCGAUCGAGAGGCUCGUAUCAUUAGGUUUCUAUUAUAGGGAACUCAACCGCUUUGCAACUGCAGCUCGCAAUUUAACUUUGAUACAGGUGGCGAAAAGUUCUGCUGCGCAGCAAACAUCUGGUUCAACUGAGAAGCCCGGGAAAUCGAGUGUUUAUCGCAGGGCAAUUGCGAAUGGUAUUGUUGAGAUAUUGUCGGUUUAUAAGGCAGCCGUUCUGCAAGUUGAGCAGAAUUUGUUAUCGGAUCCCCUGCCCAUUCUUUCUAGCAUCACUGGAGGAUUGAACAAGUUUGAUAUUCUCUUGCCUCCACUAUACGAGCUCAUAAUGGAAGUUGAACGUGAAGAUAUUAGAGGAGGACAACUUCUAAACCUUCUACAUAAACGAUGCCAUUGUGGGAUACCUGAGUUGCAAGCAUGCAUCCAAAGGCUCCUCUGGCAUGGUCAUCAAGUCCUUUACAACCAGCUUGCAUCUUGGAUGGUUUAUGGAAUUCUUCAAGAUCAGCAUGGGGAGUUCUUCAUUAGGAGACAAGAUGAUGGGGACUUAGAGAGUGAAUCAUCUCAUCCAGAUUCAAUUGAAAAUUUGAUGCAUAAAUCAUCUGAAGAUCCAUCUCUCUCUGACUGGCACCUGGGAUUUCAUAUAUAUUUGGACAUGCUACCUGAGUAUAUACAUAUGCGUGUUGCUGAAUCAAUUCUUUUUGCUGGCAAAGCAGUAAGAGUCCUUCGGAAUCCUAGUUUUUCAUUCAGAUUGCAGGAGUCAUUUAUUCACCAGCCAAUUCUCAGAGUAUCUCAAAAAGGCCAAGGUUUCUGUGGUGGCCUUACUCCCCAGAACGAGCUGCUUAAGGAAAUGAAUCUAAUUGCAGAAGAACUCCUUCCACAAUCUGAAGCUAAUAAGAUCGAGAUAAUGCUUCAAGAAUUAAAGAAAUCAACUGAAUUCCACAAAAGGUUGUUUGAAUCUUCUGUUAAUUCAAUUCGUACAAUUGCAGCAAAUCAUCUGUGGCAGCUUGUAGUUAUACGUGCUGAUUUGAAUGGCCACUUGAAGGCAUUCAAAGACUACUUUCUUUUAGCAAAAGGUGACUUUUUCCAGUGUUUUCUUGAGGAGAGCCGUCAAUUGAUGCGUCUACCUCCACGUCAGUCAACUGCGGAAGCAGAUCUUAUGGUACCAUUUCAGUUGGCAGCACUGAAGACUAUAGGUGAUGAGGACAAGUACUUUUCAAGAGUGUUACUCAGAAUGCCUUCGUUCGGAAUUAAUGUCACAAAUUCCCAGACAGAGAUACAAAAGAAGAAGGGCAAUAUUGAUGGAAAUUUGGGUAUGUUUUCAUAUGGAACAGCUUCCUCAGAAAUGUCACUUGAUGGUUGGGAUGGUAUUGCUCUUGAAUAUUCCAUUGAUUGGCCCUUGCAGCUCUUCUUUACUCAGGAGGUCCUUUCAAAGUACCGCAAGGUUUUCCAAUAUUUGAUCAGGCUUAAACGAACACAAAUGGAAUUGGAGAAAUCAUGGGCUGCAGUAAUGCAUCAAGAUCAUACCGACUUUGCUAACCGUCGAAAAGAUCGAAGCAAUUCCUUGUCCCAACAUCAACGCCGCCAACGCUUCAGACCAAUGUGGCGAGUUAGGGAGCAUAUGACUUUCUUGAUCAGAAACUUGCAGUUUUACAUUCAGGUUGAUGUUAUUGAAUCUCAAUGGAAUGUUUUGCAAGUCCAUGUGCAGAAUUCACAUGAUUUUACUGAGCUAGUGGCCUUCCAUCAAGAAUACUUGUCUGCUUUGAUCUCGCAGUCGUUUCUGGAUAUUGGGUCUGUCUCUAGAAUACUUGAUAGCAUCAUGAAACUAUGUCUGCAGUUCUGCUGGAAUAUUGAAAAUUAUGAAAGCAAUCCAAAGUUAUCAGAACUGGAACAUAUCACUGAGGAGUUCAACAAGAAAUCAAAUUCUUUGUACACCAUACUUCGAAGUAGCCGCCUUGCUGGAAGUCAAAGAGCGCCUUUUCUUCGGCAGUUCCUCAUGCGGCUGAAUUUCAAUUCCUUUUUUGAGGCUACUGCACUAAAUGUUGUCAGGCCACGCCCAAUUAUUGCAAGUCAACAAUGAUAAGAAUGUCCUACGGAGAUGCUCGGUUUAUUGGGUUGGAAGCUUCUUGAUUUCUGUUAUGAAACCAUCAAUUGUUUCAUCAAAGAAAUUUCUGGAGCUGUCAGUGAGAAAUUGAAAUUUUGGUGCCUUGCUUUGUGAAGGAUCACUUGUGCUUGACCUAGAACUUUUUUUUUUCCACUCCUUACUGGCGAGCAAAGAUUGGAGAUUUUCUGGCUGAAAAGAUUAGUUAGGGUUGCUCAAGAUUUGUAAAGUUAAUCAGGGAAAAAGACCAUGUUUAUUGUGAAAGUAGAAAUCGUUGUGUCAUAAUUUGUGUAAAACUUGGUUGCAAUUGGUUGUAUUUAAAUAUAGGAUUCCCUUUUUUAUAUAAGAAAAUAGCAUUCCUUGA